This is a messenger RNA of Ctenocephalides felis (cat flea), 1796 nucleotides long. RefSeq names its product venom carboxylesterase-6-like. The transcript has 6 exons. NCBI's taxonomy places the organism in Eukaryota, Metazoa, Arthropoda, Insecta, Siphonaptera, Pulicidae. The record is from RefSeq and is a predicted model, not a curated record. The coding region runs from base 72 to 1796 and encodes 574 amino acids.
UGUCGGGAAAUUUGAAUGACAAAAAAUUUUGAAAUCAAUUUUAUUUAUACGUGUAACAAUAAAUAUCUAAAAUGACCAUUAUUAAAUUUAUUUUUACUGUAUUGAUUCUUCUCAAAUCAACGUCGGCAUUGCCUGCUCCUCUAGUUAAAAUUGACCAAGGAGUACUUGAAGGAAAAAUUUCAGUGACUGAUGACGAUAUAUCGUAUUAUGCAUUUCGUGGAAUACCAUAUGCAAAACCACCGAUUGGAAAUUUAAGAUUUCGGAAUCCUCAGCCACCUGAUCCUUGGCAAGGUGUACUAAAUGCAACUGUAGCACGAAAUAUAUGUAUGCAGUACGGUAUACACAGCAGAAAACUUACAGGUGAUGAGGACUGCCUUUUCUUAAAUGUUUAUACACCCAAGCUAUCUAAUAUUGCUGAUGAAUCUAAAUUGCCAGUAAUGGUAUUUAUUCACGGCGGAGGCUUUCAAUCAGGUUCUGGUUCAUCGGUAAGUUAUGAACCAGAUUGGCUUAUCGAACAAGAUGUCGUCCUGGUUACAAUUAAUUACCGCUGCGGAGUCAUGGGUUUUCUUAGUUUAAACAUCCCUGAGGCUCCAGGAAAUGUUGGAUUGAAAGAUCAGGUCGCUGCUCUAAAAUGGGUUCAGAAAAAUAUCAGAUCAUUUGGAGGAGAUCCUGAUAAUGUGACAGUAUUCGGGCAAUCAGCUGGUGGUGCUAGUGUCAAUUAUUUACUUUUAUCAAAAUUGUCUAAAGGUCUGUUCCAUAAAGGUAUUUCAAUGAGCGGUUCAGCUCUAAAUCCUUGGGCUCAUAUCUUAAACGGAGAAAAAAAUGCAAUUAAGCUCAGUAGAUCCUUUGGUUCCACAGAAACUGAUAAAGUAAAAAUAUUGAAAUUUCUGCGAACAAUCCCACCAAAAAAACUUUAUGAAGUCAUUGGUCAAACACCAGCAACUACAGUAGUGGCAGAUUACAAUAAGUUUUUCAGGGAUUUGGUAUUUUUACCAACUAUUGAAAAAAGGUUUCACGACUCAGAUGAACCGUUUCUUGAUGAAUCACCAAUGACGUUAUUGAAGAAUGGUCAAUUUCAUAAUAUUCCUUAUAUGGCUGGUUACACAAAUAAAGAAGGAAUAUUUGCUUUAAUAGAUGGUCUGCUCGAUCCAUUUUUAUUUGGGUUGACAGAUAAUAACUUUGAAAGAUAUAUUCCUGAAGACCUAUGCCUUGACAAUAAAACUGUUGAUAUUGUAGCCUCAGAAAUUAGAGAUUUUUAUUAUGCAAACCGUCCAGUAAGCAUAAAUAAUACAGAAGAUUUUAUUAGUAUUAAAGGUGAUACUUGGUUCAAUACUGGAAUAAAAGAUACAAUACAACUAGUAGCUCAAAAAUCUAUGGAACCUGUUUACUAUUAUGUGUUUUCGUUUGAUGAAUUUAGCGUUCCUAAGCAAAUAAAUUCCCAGACAGAAUAUGAAGGUGCUACACAUUGUCAAGAUCUUUUUUAUCUUUUCAAACAUCAAGAGGUCGAUUUGCCUAGGAAUAUAACUAGUGUGGAAAAUAUGCGGAAACGGAUGGUAAAAAUUUAUACAGAUUUUGCAAAAACUGGGAAUCCGAUACCAGAAAAGACAAAAUUGCUUCCUAUCACAUGGAAACCUGUUACCAAUCGUAGACUGCAUUAUCUAGACAUCAAUUCAGAUUUACAAAUUCUUGAAAAUCCUUAUAAGAAAAAUAUGGAAUUCUGGAAUAAUUUAAAGGAAAAAUAUAAUGAUUGGCUGUGCGAUAAUAGCGUUGACCAAGAAAAUAGGAAUGUAGUUUGA